Kwoniella botswanensis is the source of this 888-nucleotide messenger RNA. RefSeq lists its product as uncharacterized. The transcript has 4 exons. Gene Ontology annotation, molecular function: oxidoreductase activity. NCBI's taxonomy places the organism in Eukaryota, Fungi, Basidiomycota, Tremellomycetes, Tremellales, Cryptococcaceae. The coding region runs from base 1 to 888 and encodes 295 amino acids. The record is from RefSeq and is a predicted model, not a curated record.
AUGCCAGCGCCCAACACGACCUACCAGCUUACAGCCGUGAUAGGAUUCACCCUUCCCCCAAAUCGAAUGGACCAUGACCCCUCGAUUUACAUGACAUGGCAGCCUGGACGAUCCAAGCCCCUAGAGAAAAUCAGAGUUCCCGUGACGGAUCUUCGUCCAGAACUCGAAGGGACCCCGGUAGAGCCAUUGGAGCAGUUGAAGACUAGGGGAUUUGGGAUUAUGAAGCAUGAGAGCAAGUGGUUGAGUGAGAUUCCUAGUGAGAAGGGUACGGAAGCGUAUUUGAAGGAAUGUGAAGGAAUACUGCAAAAUAUUCUAGGAUGCGAUAAAGUGAUAGCUUGGAAUUCAGUUUGUCGAAAGAACGACCCCAAUGAAAAAGAGAAAAAAGUCGAAAAGCAAAAAGAACCUGAAAAAGGUUUUAUUCCGACAGAAAGGGUUCAACCGAUAGCUGGUGUAGCUCAUGUCGACCAGAAUGCUGAAUGGGGAUAUGAGUUAUGUGGUAAAGCUGCUGGGAAAAGUAUGUCAGAAUACAAGAGAUGUCAGAUUAUCAAUAUAUGGAGACCUUUACAUGGACCAGUCACCAACGCCCCUCUAGCGAUGCUCGACCCUAAAACCCUCCUUCCAGAGGACAUAGGCACCCACGCCUCUCAGUAUGGCUUCGGACAUGAUCUCCAUCAUUCCCCAGGUCAGGAGUGGGCUUACAUCCGACAUCAGAUGCCUGACGAGAUCAUCCUUCUGAAAUGCUACGAUUCAGAUCAAGGGAAGAACGGAGAGGUACUUUGGUGUGGUCACGUCGCGGUACAAGUGGAUAACGAUACUGAGGGAAUACCAGAGGAACUGAUUAGGGAGAGGGAAAGCAUCGAAGUCAGGUUGGUAGCUUUGUGGGAAUAG